Periconia digitata is the source of this 5421-nucleotide messenger RNA. Lineage: Eukaryota; Fungi; Ascomycota; Dothideomycetes; Pleosporales; Periconiaceae. The record is from the annotation of a GenBank genome assembly.
GUCAUCUCACGUCAGCAUGUACCAGAGAUUGUCUUGGGUCAGUUCCUAGCACGUGAUUUGGUCAAUCAUAAUAAUACAACAUCAAAUGAUUACGUACAGUGCGGGUGCAUAAAUUGUUCCAGUAAGCUUUUCUUGAGCACUGUACGCUAAUGCUUGUUUAAGCCCGGUCUUAAAUGAGCAGUGAACCAAUGAGAGUGAUUUAUGCCGUCGAGUGAUUCAGCAGUGAUAGUGAGAGACAUGACUACGUGAGGCAAAAUCUUGCCCAGGUCUUCCGACCUACGUUGAACCAAAAGACUGCGCGAGAGUCUGAGUAAUUUCUCCUGCAUCUCUCCCGAGUCAUUGAAAACCUUCCAAGUUACCGUCGGUGAUAGGUGCUCUGCACCGUAUUCGACAAGAAAUCAUGCAUCCUGAUCUAGAACGGGAACUCACGCACACUCUGCUCAUAGAAUUGCUCGCGAUUGAUACGCAAAAUGCCAUUCUAGGCCAACUGGGCGCUGAACGCGUCGUGGAGGUUGGGCCAUCCAAUGUACUCACCAAUAUGAUGAAGAGAACGUGGAGCGCGGGCUUCAAAGAGCAUGAUGAAUCGCAAGGCAUCCAGAGACGCAUUCUUGGACCUCAGAAUGACCAGGAUGAGAUCUAUUACCGCGAGCUUCCAGAGCAAACCAAUAGCGAACAGCCAUCGCCGGUCGAUGCUCAGCCCAUCCCACCAACUGAACUCGCGAAACCACAAGCAAUGCCAGCACCGAUCCCAGCAACUACCGCAAAUUCAACUCAGCCGCUAGAAUCUGUGAAAGAUGUUGAAACGCCCACAUCAAACAUAGUCCUUACUAUACUCGCGGGAAAAUUGAAGAAGGAUUUCCAAGAUAUACCAUUAACCGCUUCGAUCAGCAGUCUUGCGGCAGGUCGCUCAACACUUACCAAUGAGAUUGUGGGAGACUUGAAUGCCGAGUUCGCGGGCAAGAUACCUGAACGACCAGAAGAUUUACCCCUAGAGGAACUCUUUCGUAUACUCAGUCUCAAUCAUACCGGAAGACUUGGUAAACAGACCGAGUCAAUGGUGAGCAGACUUAUCUCUGCUAAAUUUCCGCCUGAAUUUGCCCAGUCCACCAUUCGUCAGACUCUGGAAAAUCAGUGGGGUCUAGGUGCUAUGCGGCAAGAUGCCGUCUUACUUUCAAUGUUGGCCGAUCCACCAAGUGCACGCCUCUCAGCUGUAGAGGCACGCCAGCGCAUUACUGUAUGGGUUUCCAACUAUUUCCAACAAGAAGGAAUAACUAUGUCAGCGGCCGAGCCCACAAAUGACCAAACAGUCGUGGUUGAUUCGGAAGCAAUGCGGAAGAUGGCCGAAAAAUCAUCGACUCUUGUGAAAGAUAUUCGGGAAGUGCUGAAUUUUCACGUUCAAGAUUCAUCGCCCGCAAGCGGUGAGCCGAAUCUCCGAAAUGAAGCAGCCAAAGAAGCCAUCGAUGAACUGGAUGUCUGGAGAUCCGAGCAUGGUGAGGUUUAUGGUGAAGGCAUCCUGGCCAAAUUCGAUGUCAAGAAAGAGCGCACGUAUGACUCUUACUGGAACUGGAACACGCAAGACAUUGUACGUCUAAAGCAACUUCUGGGUGCUCUAGAUAUAGAAACCCAGUCGACCCUGAUCGAAGACCUUUCAUUCCGCGUCAUCAACAGAGCUUGUGACCGAUCCAUCUCGCAGAUCGAGUAUCUGAUAUCAAGAAUCGAUACCGGGUCAAAAGAUCAAGCGAUACUACACAAAUCACUACAGUUUAUUCAUCAAGCUUGCCUCAUCUCGAAAGGCCGCGAUCCCGUAUUCAUUGAUAGAUCGAAAUGCAUGGCACCCCUAACCAUGGUUGAUAACGUUGGCAAGAUUCAUUUCCGGGAAAUACCGCGAGUCAUCGAAAAGUCCAAAGUCAGCAAGCUACUGUCGAUGCCCUACACUGUAAGGGAGUUCAGCAAUGGAGUUGCGAAUUUCUCAGAGAAACUCAGUCUCAUUCUCGCCUCUGACCUCCAGUCAGUUAAACGAUCAGGCAUAUCUUUCGCUGGAAAGAACGUGCUACUUAACGGAGCCGGAAAAAGAUCGAUAGGGUUCAACAUAUUGCGCUUUCUACUAGAAGGUGGAGCCCGAAUAACAUUGACAACAAGCAGCUAUUCUGCUGAAACCACACACAUGUACCAGGAUGUUUACAGAAGAUAUGGAUCACGGGAUUCAGUUCUUCGGGUACUCCCCUUCAACCAAGGAAGUCAUAGGGACGUCAAGAAUCUAGUCCAGUAUCUAGAGUCCGAUCCAGCUUGGGAUCUCGAUUACAUUGUACCAUUCGCAGCCAUCUCGGAAAAUGGUCGUAGUGCUGAAGAUAUUGACUCCAAAUCGGAGCUCGCCCACCGCCUCAUGCUUACCAACCUAGUCCGACUGCUAGGAGCUAUCGCUAAGAGUAAGAAGAAGAGAAACAUCAGAACCCGCCCGGCUACUGUAAUGCUCCCAUUGUCUCCAAAUCAUGGUCUGAUGGGAGGGGAUGGGCUAUAUUCAGAAUCCAAGAGAUCACUCGAAAUCCUCAUGGCCAAGUGGUAUUCCGAAGAUUGGGCGGAGUACCUGAGCCUUUUUGGCGUGGUCAUUGGCUGGACAAGAGGCACCGGGCUCAUGGAUGACAACGAUGUGGUUGCGCAGGCGGUAGAAGCGUUAGGUGUCCGGACAUUUGCUACCGACGAAAUGGCAACGACUAUCGUGUGUUUGAUGGGUGGUCGUCUCAAUGCAGAAUGCCAAUCCGCCCCAUUAUUUGUGGACCUAGGCGGUGGUCUCGAUUCGGUCAAAAACUUCAAAGAGCGGCUUGCCGCUAUCCGCGGGGACUUGACUGCAUAUUCUCGUACAACAAAAGCUAUCCACGAUGAGAUGGAAUUGGAAACUUCAUUCUUUCCUAAGCCUGAAACAGAGAUCAAGAUUACGAAGCUGGAUAAGACUAUAGAUGCGAAAAGCAACAUGCGCAAUCUUUUCCCGGUCCUACCCGAUUACGAAAAUGAACUUGCUCCUUUGUCGAUAGAUUUAGAGGACAUGAUUGAUCUGAGUCGCACCGUCGUCGUUACCGGUUUCGCUGAGCUCGGCCCUCAUGGUAACAGUCGUACCCGAUGGGAAAUGGAAGUGGAAGGCUCACUCUCUCUGGAAGGCUGCAUUGAGAUGGCUUGGAUAAUGGGCCUGAUAAAACAUCGAGCAGCUACGCCGAUGGAUGAUGACAGUGUGGCUGGCUGGGUCGACGCUACCACGCAGACCCCGGUUAAAGACAGCGACAUUCCCAACCAGUACAUGUCCCGGAUUCUGGAGCAUAGCGGUAUCCGCAAGAUUGAACCCGAAAUUUGCGACAACGGCUAUGAUCCCGAGUUAAAAGAAUCAUUGCAAGAGUUGGUUCUCAAGCGUGACCUACCACCUUUCGAAGCUUCGGCAGAGUCGGCAGAAAACUUGGUACGGAAACAUGGCGACAAGGCAGUGGUGUCCACUGAUGACACUGGAACGUACCAUGUGCAAUUGAAGGCUGGCGCCACUAUCAUGGUUCCACGGACAUCGCGUUUCAAUCGAACAGUCGCGGGUCAGAUUCCGACUGGCUGGUCGCCAAAGAGGUACGGCAUAUCUGAUGAUAUUAUCCACCAAGUAGAUCCGGUCACGUUGUUUUCCCUAGUCUGCACCGUUGAAGCAUUUCUAUCAUCCGGAAUCUUGGAUCCUUAUGAGCUGUACCAACACAUACAUGUCUCAGAGGUUGGGAAUUGCAUUGGCUCAAGUAUGGGUGGGCUUUCCUCGCUUAGAAGGAUGCAUCGAGAUAGGUUUCUGGAUAAACAAGUUCAGAGCGACGUACUUCAGGAAACCUUUGUCAACACCACGGGCGCUUGGAUUAAUAUGCUUUUAACCUCUUCAUCUGGUCCAAUUAGGACACCAGUCGGCGCAUGUGCAACCUCACUGGAAUCCCUUGACGCCGCGUAUGAUCUGAUUGUUGCACAGAAAGCUAAAAUGUGUAUAGUUGGUGGUGUGGAAGAUUUUGUCGAAGAUGUUUCAUAUGAGUUUGGGAGUAUGAAAGCCACCUGCGAUACUGAUGCCGAGUUUGCUGCUGGAAGGAGCGCGCCAGAGAUGUCAAGGCCGAUGGCAUCUAGUAGGAGCGGAUUUGUCGAAUCCCAAGGAUGUGGCGUCCAGAUUGUCACCUCAGCAGAGUUGGCUAUAAAGAUGGGCUUACCAAUUUACGGCGUCGUUGCACAUACAAGUAUGUCGGCUGAUAAGGCAAGCCGUUCUGUACCAGCACCGGGCAAGGGCGUGUUGACGAAUGCACGCGAACAACACAACACUGUUAAAGAACUCCCCCGACCUCUGUUAGAUCGCAAGCUAGAUCUCAAGCAUCGGCGGAAGCAGCUCGAACAUCGAAGAAACCAGAUAGCAUCCUGGCGAGAUGAGAGCAUUGCAUUCAUGGAAACAGAGAUUGAUAUGUUCGUACAUCUCACUGAAGAGGAGCGCAUUCAAUACCGCCGUCAAAAUACCACCGAUAUAGAAACAGAAGCACAAAAACAGCUGACAGAUGCUACAUUCAACAUCAAUCACCAACUCUGGCAGAAAGACGAAGCGCGACGGAUAUCUCCCAUUCGCGGCUCUCUGGCAACAUGGGGUUUAAGUAUCGAUGACAUUUCUGUUGCGUCACUUCAUGGAACAUCUACAGUUCUCAAUGACUUAAAUGAAACACUCGUUAUCGAACAGCAGAUGAAGCAUCUUGGUCGGAAAGAAGGAAACCUCUUACCUUGCGUCAGUCAGAAAUGGCUGACAGGACAUUCCAAGGGUGCGGCAGGAGCAUGGAUGCUGAACGGUUGCCUGCAGAUGAUGGAUUCUGGCCUCAUCGCUGGAAACAGGAAUGCAGACAACAUAGACACGAAAUUACGGGAACGAGGUUAUUUGUACUUCCCCAAUGUCACCUUGCAGCCCGGCUCGGAUGGUGGUAUCAAGGCAUGCUCAAUCACCUCGUUCGGUUUUGGUCAAAAGGGCUGCCAGGCGCUCAUGGUUCACCCCCGUUACCUGCUCGCCUCAAUCUCGAAAUAUGCUUUCGAAGAUUAUGCAAGGAAGAGACAGAGAAGAUGGCAGCUGGCCUGCUCUUCGUUUUCGGACGCAAUGGUUCAUGAAGACAUGGUUUCAAGGUGCAUCAAAGAUCAGGCACCAUAUGAGUCGAAUGAGGAGAUUACUGCGUUACUUGAUCCUCUAAUGAGGUUCAAAGGUCCGUGAUUGAGAUUCAAUGCGGGCAAUUUGUUUUUCGUUUUUAGAUUUCCUUUCUGCCUUUCCACAGAAGAACUUCAAAUUCGCUUGUCAUAUUUCUCAAUAUCUUGUGGUGGGAAAUCGGUUCAAUACUGUAUGUUGUCAGCUAGUUAAACACUCGUUUUAUUGGAUAGAUAGUCAUGUGCCCGCCAUUGUAC